CCCUCAGGGAGACUGGGCUGGAGAUGGCGAUAGUGCUUUGCUGAUGCACGUUUGGCUCAGUAGAAGAAGAGGAAGAAGAGAAACAGACGAGGCUGAAGUUUAUGUUUGUGGGUUUCAGCUGUUUACCUUUCAGUCUAACAGGCAGCUUAUCAUUACAGUAAACAUCUUAGUAUGGUUUAUUUUAGGAGCUCAGACACUUCAGGCUUGUAGCUGAUGGGACAUGAUCUUAAGCUCAGACCUGAAGUCACUACUACAGACCUGAAGGCACUCAGGCACAAACCUGAAGUCAUUCAGACACAAACCUGAAGUCAAUCAGCACAGCAGGAGACCUGUGACCUUCCAAAGUGGCAUGGAUAAGGUCAUUAACUGUUUCAGUAAAAGGCCGGAGGCUGCAGCAAGGCUGAUCUGUUUUCCCUGGGCAGGUGGAGGCUCCAUCCACUACGCCCGCUGGGGAAGACUCCUUAACCACUCCAUCGAAGUGUAUUCAGUCAGAUUGCCUGGAAGGGAAGGUCGAGGAAAAGAGCCCUUCUUCCAGAACAUGCCGCAGAUCCUUGAUGAGGUUCUUGGUGUGCUUUUACCGGAGCUCAAAGAGAAACCUUUUGCUGUGUUUGGUCACAGUUUUGGUGCCAUGACAAGCUAUGCUUUCACUGAAUAUGUGAAGAAGGUUUACAAUCUUGAGCCUGUACAUGUGUUUCUCUCCGGAGCCUCUGCACCUUAUUCUGAAACUAGACUGCAGGCCCCACGCAGAAGCCACUUGUCUGAUGAAGAAUUCCUCCAGUGGAUGAUCUCCCUUGGAGGAACGCCUCCUGAAAUCCUGGCUAAUCCCGAGGCAUUAAAGUUAUUCCUGCCAGCCUUGAAAGCAGACUUAAAUGUAGUAGAGAACUACAGGUGUAGCAGGCCGACCACCCCUUUCCUGUCAUGUCCCGUAUCGUGUUUUGACGGCAAGGAGGAUAUGCCACAUGACUUACAAGCAUUCAAAGCCAUGACCAGUGGAGAUUUCACUGUACAGAUGCUGCCUGGAUCACACUUCUACCUAAAAGACACAGCAAAUGAGAAGGUCAUACUGGACUACAUCACAAAACAUCUAGAGACAGCUGAGAUGGACUACUUGUAGAAAACUUUUGGAUAUAGUCACUGCUCCUGUGGCAGUCGAACUCUUUGCACAGAGUUGUGCUAUUGCAGAAGUUUAAAUGGAAAGCAAGAACACCGACAUUCUCACUUUAAAUCCUAGAGAGAGUGCGAGAUAUUCGUAUUUGUAUUUCUGCAUGAGCAUUAAUUCUUCAAAUAACACCUUGACCAAAUUUAUUUGAUAGACAUCCUGCCAAUAAAUGAUGUUCUUACAGCUAAGAUCAUUUGAGAUAUAUUUGUUAGCUAAUUUUGAAAUUAUAAUUUGUUAAAUAACAUGUCGUUAAUGACUACGUUGAGAAUGAGAAUGUCACUUUGGGAAAUUGGUUCUGGAUCUAAAGGUGUUACUCGUGCUGUUAAUUUGUUUUCUAUUGGUUACAAUUUCCUUUCUGAAAUGGAAAAAAAAAAAUCUGUAGGUAAACUGUUUCAUCUGUGUCAUGUGUACACUGUGUUUAUUCAAACACUACACAUUUACUUAAGUUAAUCAUUAGCCAGAAAGAAGCAUAACAAUGACAAUACAUUAGGUCUCUAGCUUAUUUUUUAAUAUGAUUAAUUGGUUACUGACAGCAGAAAUGAACAUUUAUUAAUUUGGCUGAUGCUGUUAUCCAGAUUUAAUUAAAAGUGAGGCAGGAUCCAACUCCAACACACAAUUAAGUAGUUAGUUAAAGUCCUCGCACAAGGUCCCGAGAGUGACAAUCUGCCAGCCUUGGACUGGAUCUCACAACCUUCCAUUCACUUGUAUAGAGCCUUAAGGGCUGAGUUAAUACUGCUUCUGUCAAAAUAUGUUGGAAAUAACUACUUUCUAAUGUCAUAUUUGACUACAGUAAUACAGGAAUGAAUGAAUGAAUAAAUAAAUAAAAAUGCAUUAAAAAAUUGACUUAAUG
Molecule: messenger RNA, 2009 nt
Organism: Pangasianodon hypophthalmus (striped catfish)
Lineage: Eukaryota; Metazoa; Chordata; Actinopteri; Siluriformes; Pangasiidae
Gene: olah
Product: oleoyl-ACP hydrolase
Exons: 7
Coding region: 350-1114 (254 amino acids)
Biological process (GO): lipid biosynthetic process
Source: RefSeq, a predicted model, not a curated record